Messenger RNA from Tarenaya hassleriana, 1433 nucleotides. RefSeq names its product putative receptor-like protein kinase At2g30940. The coding region runs from base 39 to 1409 and encodes 456 amino acids. The transcript has 5 exons. NCBI's taxonomy places the organism in Eukaryota, Viridiplantae, Streptophyta, Magnoliopsida, Brassicales, Cleomaceae. Gene Ontology annotation, biological process: protein phosphorylation. The record is from RefSeq and is a predicted model, not a curated record. Gene Ontology annotation, molecular function: protein kinase activity; ATP binding.
CCAUGAAUGAAUGAGAAUGGUGAGAUAUUUGUAAUAACAUGAGGAUGAACUGGAACAACCUUUUACUGUUCUACACUUUCACGGGUCCACCAUCAUCAGAACUCGAGAGAUUCGCGCUUGUUAUGAUGAAGGACAUCGCAUCGCAUCAUCAUUUAUCAUCGUCGUCGUCGUCGUCAUCGUCAUCAUCAUUGCUCUCAAAGCACACAUCUUUCUUCGGCGUCGAGUUAUGGGUUCUGAUCAUCGCCGCUGGAGCCGCCGCCUCCCUCCUCGCGGCUGUGGUCGUGGUUCUCUCCCUCUGCCUCCUCCGCCACCGCCGCUGGCAAGAACCCUUCAGGAUAACGAAACCCAAGUUCUGUCUUCCCUUGAAACAGAGCGUUUCUCCGGACAGAGACGUGAAACCGAACUGCCGUGGCGGAGGUGUUCUCCACGACUCGUUCUCCUCGACUCAGAACCUGGUUCCCGGACGAUUCUCCUCGACCCGUUCUCACUCGUUCUCAACCGGAGGCUUUGGGAGCUUCAACGUGUUCACUUUCAUGGAGAUUCAGAGCAUGACAGAUGGAUUUUCAGACGAGAAUCUGAUCGCUAAGGGAGAUUCUGGGUUUGUGUAUCGUGGAAUUUUCAUGGGUGCAAUGGCCGUAUCCGUCAAGAGGCUUUCCUCCAAUGCUCAAAGGUCCGAAGCUGAAGAGUUCAUGGCAAGAGCCGAGAUGAUAGCUAACGUUAGACACAAGAAUGUCGCGAGACUACUCGGAUGCUGUAAUGAAGGGGCUGAGAGGGUUCUUGUGUAUGAAUACGUCGAGAAAGGUGAUCUACAACAAUGGCUUUACGGAUCAAGAGGAAGAGUUCAACCUCUGUCAUGGAGGAAACGGAUGAAUAUCAUUCAAGGAGUAGCAAAAGGACUGGCAUAUUUUCACGAGGAUAUCGAGCCGAGAAUCACUCACCGAGACAUGAAACCGAGCAAGAUCCUUCUUGAUUAUCAGUGGAACCCGAAGAUGCUCGGGGUCGGAUUCACCAGCAAUGUUCCGACAUUCUCAACAGCUGCGCCCUUGAGGAGUUCACCUGAUGCUCGGGAACUGAAGAACGAUGUCCAUUCUUUCGGGGUUCUGAUUAUGGAGAUUGUCUCCGGAAGAGUUCCAGUAGAUCAAGAUCUACCAAACGUAAGCACACAGGUUUAUUUGGUGGAUUGGAUAAAAGAGAUGGUGACAAAUCAUACCAUAGUGAAUGUCCUGGAUCCUAGGUUGCCAGAAUUUCCACCGGUGAAGGAGCUCAAACGUCUUAUACUGAUCGCCUUACGUUGUGUAGAUCCCGACGUAGAACAGAGACCGAAGAUGGGAGAUGUGAUUCACAUGCUCCAACCUCGUGAUUUGCUACUCAGCAAUGUAACAGAGAAACUUUGCCUUUGUUCCUUGUAGCCAAUCUCAUGGAUUUUGAACCGA